Molecule: messenger RNA, 1102 nt
Organism: Nicrophorus vespilloides
Lineage: Eukaryota; Metazoa; Arthropoda; Insecta; Coleoptera; Silphidae
Gene: Vps37B
Product: vacuolar protein sorting-associated protein 37B
Exons: 3
Coding region: 72-755 (227 amino acids)
Biological process (GO): protein targeting to vacuole; ubiquitin-dependent protein catabolic process via the multivesicular body sorting pathway; protein targeting to membrane
Cellular component (GO): ESCRT I complex
Source: RefSeq, a predicted model, not a curated record
GACAGAUUCUAAUCAAAGAACUGUCAGUGGGCUAAUGUUUUGCAGUAAAUACAAGGUAAAUAUUGUGAAUCAUGUCUAUGCAGGGCUUGCAUACGGAUUGCAAGAGGAUUAUAGCAUCCUUGUCUCAUCUGAAGAACGCUGAUCUGGAUGAGAUCAUGAACGACGAUGAGAAGAUUGAGAGCCUGAUAGGGAAUUUGGAUCAGUGUUAUCUAAUGAAUUUGGAAUCCGAGAAGGAGAGGAUCCUCACCAGCAUAAAUUCAUUGAGCGAUGCCAACUUGGCCAGGGAACCUGAGCUUGUUGAGGGGCGUGAGAAGGUUGAGGAGCUCUCUGCUGAAGGUGAAGAGUUGUCCAAGACGGUGGAAGAAAAAUACAAGGAUUUGAGAGAUAAAGGUGGUUUUAUGUCGACGGAAACGGCGCUCGCUUUGCUGCAGACUGCGGCCAGCGAAAUGGAGGAGGAGUCUGAUGAUCUUGCGAAGAGUUUCUUGGACAGCGAUAAAGAUUUGGACAGUUUCUUGGAUGUGUUCUUGGUGAAGAGGAAGGUGAUGCAUAUGAGAUUGGUGAAGGCUGAGAAGAUGGCUAAGCUGAUCUCGCAGGACGGGUUUUAUGGACAGACCAACUACAUCAAUGCUCCACCCAUGAACAUCAACAGUAAUUAUUUUCCUGGAGUGCCAUCAGUUGCACCCAACGCUGUGCCUUAUCCUUCGGGGCCCAUAAAUAUGCCCAUGCCAGAUAUGAAAUUCUUUCAAAAUUAUUAGCUCAACCAUAUAUAUUAUUAUUUUUAAGUUAUUGAUGCUAAUAUUUUUAAAACAUAAUUUUUUAAAUGUACAUAAGUAUUUGUUCUCUCUAUUUUUUUUUGUUUAGUUCAAAUGAAAUGCAAUUAGCGCACUGUCAAUGUAAACGCGCACAAGUUGUAGUUAAGCCUACAAGUGCACUAAGCUAAUAUAAAUUAUAUAUGUAUAUGAUAUAAAGGGGGACCGUCGUCUCGUUGUUUUGCGCUAAUUGGUAGAUUGUAAUUAGCAGAUGAAAUCAAAUACACCAAUGUUCAAUAUAAUUAUUCAAGUGAUAAAUAUAUUAUGUAUUCGUUUAGAUAAUAAAUUAUAUU